Bombus huntii is the source of this 1669-nucleotide messenger RNA. RefSeq names its product NEDD8-activating enzyme E1 catalytic subunit (gene Uba3). NCBI's taxonomy places the organism in Eukaryota, Metazoa, Arthropoda, Insecta, Hymenoptera, Apidae. Gene Ontology annotation, cellular component: nucleus; cytoplasm. The record is from RefSeq and is a predicted model, not a curated record. Gene Ontology annotation, molecular function: NEDD8 activating enzyme activity. Gene Ontology annotation, biological process: protein neddylation. The transcript has 4 exons. Bases 197 to 1516 code for a protein of 439 amino acids.
UGAUCAAUCGUGUUUACUCCGUCAAUUCAUUUGACACGCACCGAGUUGUUGCCGCAAAUGCUAGAUGCUUCAAGCACUACGAAUGUUUGAAUUUUUUGAUUAGAUUACAAAGUAUAUAAAAAUGUUUGAUUAAAACAUUUAUAUUUUAGUAUCAUUUAAGAAGUGAUCUUUAAUACGUUUUAACGAUAUUUCAACGAUGAGUUCCGAUCACACGCAUAGACGAUGGAGUAAUUUACGUAAAGUAUUAGAAAGAACAGGUCCUUUUUGUAGACCGGAUUUCGAACCGUCGCCAGAAACAUUGCAAUUUUUAUUAGACAAUUGCAAGAUUCUCGUCAUUGGCGCCGGUGGUUUAGGAUGCGAAUUACUUAAAGAUUUAGGGUUGAUGGGUUUUAGACAAAUUCAUGUAAUCGAUAUGGACACGAUUGAAUUAUCUAACCUCAAUCGGCAAUUUCUCUUCCGCCAUAAGGAUAUCGGCUCGUCAAAAGCGGAAGUAGCUGCAAAUUUUGUCAAUAGUAGAAUACCAGGCUGCAAUGUUAUACCACAUUGUUGCAAAAUACAGGAUAAAGAUGAAGAAUUUUAUAGACAAUUUCACAUAGUCAUUUGUGGUCUAGACUCGAUCGUUGCAAGAAGAUGGAUCAAUGGAAUGCUGUUGUCUUUAUUGGUUUACGAAAAUGGUGAACUUGAUCGGUCCACUGUAAUACCCAUGAUUGAUGGAGGAACGGAAGGUUUUAAAGGAAAUGCAAGAGUAAUACUACCUGGUCUAUCUGCUUGCGUUGAAUGUACUUUGGAUUUAUAUCCUCCUCAGGUGACAUACCCAUUGUGUACAAUAGCAAAUACUCCACGCCUACCAGAACAUUGUAUAGAGUAUGUGAAAGUAAUUCAAUGGCCAAAAGAAAAUCCAUUUGAUUGUGCGAUAGAUGGAGAUGAUCCUCAGCACAUAAAUUGGAUUUAUGAAAAAUCUAAUGAAAGAGCAGCUCAAUUUGGAAUACAAGGAUUGACAUACAGAUUAGUGCAAGGUGUAGUUAAAAAUAUUAUACCUGCUGUGGCAUCUACAAAUGCUGUCAUUGCUGCAACAUGUGCUACCGAGGCAUUUAAACUAGCUAGCAGUUGUAGUGCUUCGCUAAAUAACUAUAUGGUACUGAAUGAUGUAGAUGGAAUUUAUACUUACACUUAUGAAGCAGAAAAGAAAGAAGAUUGCGUGGCGUGUAGUCAAAUUCCAAAAGAAAUCGAAAUUAGUAAUCCUAAAUUCAAAUUGAAAGACUUGAUAGAGAACUUGUGUGAAAGGCCAGACUUGCAAAUGAAAAAUCCAGGUCUCACGGCGUACAUUGACGGGAAAAAUAAAACGUUGUAUAUGCAAACUGUAACGAGUAUUGAGGAGAGAACUCGUGAGAAUCUAACAAAAACGCUGAUCGAACUCGGGCUUAGACACGGCAGUGAGAUAAAUGUCGCUGACAUUACUACUCCUAAUGCAAUUGUAUUAAAAUUAAAAUUUGUAUAUUGUAAUUCAGAUAUGUGAAAAAUCCUUCAUUUUGUUCAUAAAUUUAUCACUACAAACCAUUAUAUAUAUUUACAGUACUUGUAUUGCUUUUGUGUCAGUUUAAGAAAUAAUGUCGACAUGAAUAGUUCAUCAACAUUAUUCUUAUCGAAAUAAAAACGAAAAUAUGUUCAA